ACUCACCGCUGUGGAAACCUGUGUUACAAAGAAACAAGAGGGUCGACACUUAAUAUUUCGGCUAAGGAGUUAGCCGAGGGUUGAGUACCAUACUGCAAAACAAGCACUGAAUCAGAGGAUAACAAUUGACGGGGUCCCCUGCUACAACUCUUACUGCUAUUUAAUAAACCAAUGAAGGGUUAAGUAUAUGAAGUAGUGUCUUUGUAGUGAAAAUAUGUAGGUAAUGUCUCGAGACCAAUUACAGGACUCUCCCAUGUAGUAAUGCACAGAUCUUUUAAUGCAUUUUCACUCUAGGUCUUUUUAUUUGUAUAAUCUGUCUGAACAUGUUAUUGCUGUUCGUGUUGAAAAUGAGAUCUGCGCAGAUGUGGAGAUGGCGGUGGCAGAGGAGGUUGUAGAAGAAAGUGGUGUGGAGGCUGAUGAUGAUUGGGAGCCAUUUGACCCCUACCUGUUCAUCAAGGAUCUGCCCCCACUAACGUUGGAGAUGAGGGCCAGAUGUCCUGCUCUUCCUCUAAAAACCAGGAGCAGCCCAGAAUUUUCCCUGGUUCUGGAUUUGGAUGAGACACUUGUUCACUGUAGCCUUCAGGAAUUGAAAGAUGCGUCUUUCAGCUUCCCAGUCCUGUUCCAAGACUGCAGCUACACUGUCUUUGUGAGAACUCGGCCAUAUUUUCGUGAGUUCCUGGAGAGGGUGUCUUGCAUGUUUGAGGUGAUUCUGUUCACUGCAUCUAAACGAGUGUACGCAGAUAAGCUCCUGAACUUGCUGGACCCCACUAGAAGAUGGAUAAAGUACCGCCUGUUUCGGGAGCAUUGUGUGUGUGUUAAUGGGAACUACAUUAAGGAUCUCUCUAUUCUUGGCCGAGACCUGUCAAGGACCAUUAUAAUUGACAAUUCUCCGCAUGCUUUUGGAUAUCAGUUGGAGAAUGGGAUCCCAAUUGAAAGUUGGUUUGUUGAUCAGAAUGACAAUGAGCUUAUGAAGCUCCUGCCUUUCUUGGAGGACCUUGUUCAGAUGAAGGAAGACGUUCGCCCACACAUCCGAGACAGGUUCAAGCUCUUCACCUUUCUUCCCCCAGAUUAGAAGAUGUAAAUGCAUGGGAAGUAAGUAAGAAGAGGGCUGUACAGUUACAAAGUUGUAUUUUCUGCAGGAACUCUUGUGCAAAUCCCAAGUCAGUGUCAGACUGGUGACAUUCAUCUGGACCAUUGGAUUGCCGAGCAUAAUAUAGAGAAUAGUGAUAAAUAGAUGAACAGAUGUAAAUAUGCUGUACUGUAGUGCUCGAAUGGGGGGAAGCACUUUUUUGUAUAGAAGAAAGAAAUGGUUGAAGGGAUAAAUACAAUUUGAAUUUGUUCAACCAAUACACAAAUUAUUAUUCUUAAAGAAAGCAUAGUACAAGGAUUGGCAUUUGUAAAUACAUGUAACAGUAUAUAUUAUAAACAUAUGACUUUUGAACUUCAAGUGACUUUCCCAUGUGAUACAGAUCAAUGUACAAAUCUAAAAAAUUUAGUAGUUUUCUCUACUUCGUGUCAUAAACUGAAAUAGUGUCCAGUUGUAUUAAAAGUGGCAUUCCACAGUGUGUGUGUAUAAUUCAUUAACCAGAUAACAUGGAAAUGUUUAAAGAUUUUAAAUUUUAUAUAAGUAAUGCAACAUAUUUCCGUAUGUCUUCGUUGCACUUUUUAUUCAUAAUUUUCAGUGUGAAAAUUUCUAGUAGUUUCUAGUAAGGUAUUUCUCAUUUACAGAAUAGGUUCCUGGCUUAUAAACGAUCUGUUAGUUCAUUUGAAUCUGUUAUACUAUAAACAAAGUUGCAAGAAGUUUGUUGCAAAUGAUUUUAACAACCAUGACUGACUUCUUCAUGUCCUCCCUACACCUAGGGCAUCAUUCUUAUGAUACCUUCUUUUAACCACUUACUCUUUCCUUAGUGCAUCACAAUUGCCUCCAGGAACUGCUCAUGUCUAAAGGCUGGACUUGUAAGGAGGAGGAUGUACUCUUUGCAAUUUGGCUAAAAAACAAGAAUCAUUCUUAGGGACUUUGGGUUUCUCAGAGGGAGCGAAGAGUAUUACACAAAGAAUAAUUGACAGUAAGAUGACAUUCAUUGAGUGAUGCAAGAUCUCUUCAUGGUUUUGACACAUGAGUAUCUUAACUGGGCUGUAUAUAUCCAGUUGAGUACAUGGGUGCUUUUUCUCGGUGGCUCAGUCCUGCAUGUAUAUUUGAUCUAAAUUAUAUCUCUUUAGUGGAAAGCUCAACUUCAUGGUUAUAUGAAAAUUAAAUCAUAGUCUCAACGUUUGGGGUUCAGAAUGUAAGUCCAAAGAAAAGUGGAGUAACUUUAUCACUCUGAGGUCCAACACAAAUCGUUUCUUGCUACCUUACCACUCAUGCCACUCUGUCUCUUGCUAACUGCCAAGAUACAUUCACAUAUUCUCUGGCAUGUCCACUUGUCCCCACUUUAAAGUUUUUGUGCCAGCUUGUCAGCGAGUUACUGUUAGCUAUAAACAUUCAGUAGAAUUCAGCUGGGUUAGGCCUGACUGCUCACACCCAUACGAACCCUAGAGCCCAGCUUCUUAACUGAAGAUUAAUCAUAUUAUCAUGUUUGGAAUACACUGAGGUUGUACCAGUAUAAAAAACAGUUUAUUUCAUGUCAGAUUUAUAUUUAAAAACACAAGACAAGUAACAAAUUAAGCCUGUUUGCAUGACAAACUACAUCAUAUUUUAGGCUUAUAUGAAGAAUUGUCAGACAUUACUGGAUGUUUGCACACUGAAAUAUAUCAGUUUGUAGAAGGUAAUUACAAAUUAAAUGUAUGUUAAAAAGUGAACUAAAAAUUUGUGACACUAAUGACAUAUCCACUGCAUACUGUGGUAAAAGCUUCCACCACAGUACUGUUUCAUCUAAACCUGCUUAACAAAAAAACAGCACCCAUGUGAAGCUGUCAUUUAUCCUUGUCUAGUCAUUUUUGAAGUGUUAACUCUGAUAAAAUACGUAAGGCAUCCUUCAAGGCACAUACACCCCUUGUAGACAUUUAGAUACCCUGCCGAGGCCUGGUGGUGUGCCAUUUAGAAAAUGGGGGUUGCUGUCUGUUCCCACAAACAUAUUUUCUUUUGUUUUAAGGGUCACUUUUAAUGUCUAUUUUGAUUCAAGGAUUUCAGUGUUAUCUUUCCUUUCUUGUUGUUAGGGCCUUAUCUUUGUUCAUUCAGGGUGGAUUUCUUCCUUCUUGAGUGCAAAGUAGCAGCCACACAGACAGCCAGCUGGGCCCCAACCUGCCAUGCCUUCACAGGGGUAGCAAUUGAUGAAAGUAGGUCCAAUUAUCCUGUGUGCACUUAUCACAUUAUUUUAUUAUGAAGAGGACGUUUGUGAGUAAGUUGUGAAUUUUUUGCACUCCCGUACUAAUUAUACUGUGAAUUUACCUAUGUAAGGAAUACCAGGCCACAUCAGAAAGAAACUGGUUGUAGAUCAACUUCUCUAUCAUGUAUAAACCUAAGAAACAAUUUCUAAGAUUUAUUCUGGCAGUCAGAUCAUGUUCCUUCAAUGCAUGAACUAUCUUCUUACAGGGUCACAGUUUUAAUGGUUUUGUGGUCCUUUGUCCUGAUGUUCUUGAAGCACCUAUCUCCUGUACUUGUUUCAUAGAUUUUGUAGGUAAAGUUUCAAGUCUAGCACCAGUGUCUUCCAAUGUCUUCUGUCAGGACAGUUCAUUUCCUAACUGGCUUUUUGUGCAGAAACAAUCCUGUUGUUUUCCUACUUGUAGUAAUUGAUUCUUUUUGGAAACUUAUGCUGAAAUUUUUUGCAACAUUUUCCGGCAGACUCGUAUUUGAAAUAGUUAACUAAACAUGCAUGGUGUUCAGUAGUAUACCUCACUCAAGCCAUGUUAUAUAGCACUGAAUUGUUUCGAGAAAUUAAUUAACAGACACUGAAAAACACGGUGCAUAAUGGUGGGAGUGUGUUAUAACCUACUGCUGCUGCUGCUUUGGAUGUGCAACUGUCCAGGGCCUCGUGAUCAAGCAGGAGGAAAUCCACCCUGUAGUAAGGAGAGGUUUUAUGUAGUAUUUCAGAUAUUCUGAGGCUGUAAAGCAGAGAAUAUUGAUGGUGAGGUGUUGAACAGUUUAAUUGUUACACUUUCCUGCCAUUUUCAUAACCUGUCAUCAUGAUGCUGGAAGCAUUGAGAGGUCAUGCUGUGAAAGCGCGUCAUUUUGAAAUAUAACGAUAGUAAAGCAGAAAGUUUACUACAAAGUAGCAACUAGAAAACAAAAAUACUGUCUUGAAAUACUGUAUAUUGUAGUAGUAGCACAAUGUCAUGCAACUUUGCUGAAGAAAAAUAUAAUACAGUGAUGAUCUGUGAACAGGUAGGAAUGUCACUUGUAGUUGGGGCCAACAGAGGAAGUCAAUCACUAUUGUUUCCUCUGUGCUGUAAUGAGAUAUAGUUGAACUUUUAGGGUUGGUUGAAGUCAAGUUCAAGUAAACUCAUUUGUUUGUAGCACUUGCUGUGCAAGUACAUCACAGUUCUUGGAUCUCGUCUCAGUCUUGAGCAGAUACUACAUUACAGACUGACUUCAGUUAUGUACAGUGCGAAUCUCUCUAUUGUACUAAGAUAUGUGGCAACCCAAAUAAAUUUGAUGUUCGUCACAUAUGUAACUUUCCUUUUUACUUUUUUUACUGAUCUUUAGUAUGUAUAUAUUUUUAAAUUUUGUUACUGUUAUUUGUAAUUGAGUUAUUAUUGAUCAGAAGUAAAUUCUAGGUUUCUCUUAAGUUUCUGAAGUCUGGACUUGAUUAGUGUAAAAUUAUUUUUCAAGUUGUCCUAUUAGGAUCAAAUUAUAAUGCAGUCAGAAUAGCCUAUUAGAGAUUUAAUAUAAAUCUUAUGAAAAUAUGUGAAUAUGUGUUAAUAGCUGCAAGUGUUUUUCCAUGUGUACUUGGUGACCAUCAGAUGUUUUGUGUCAUAUUGUGUACAGUUUGAAAUUUGAUCUCUUUAAAAAUUACUAGUAGAAUUUUUGUUAUGGAUCACACCGCUAGAUAAAGGAGAGACAAUUCUAUAUUAAUAUAGCCUUGUAUCUUUACACCUCGAAUGACUGACUGCUGAAUAGUCAUGAUCUGAAUCAAAAUUUGCACAGUCAUGGGGUAAGAACACAGAAUGUGUUUCUGCAAAAUGUAUUGAUUAUCUUUUAUGGAAUAUUGUGCAUUCAACGCACAUAUGAGAAUAGCUGUAUGAAAGUGUCAGUUUAUAUGAAUUAUAGAUUUAAGUCUGUAUUUAUUAGCAUCUGAGAUGUUAUUUUACUGAGGUAUGCAAGAUUUCAGGUUCUCACAGUGGUGAGUAAGAAAGCAGCCAUCUGGGAUAUUGAGCUCUGUCGUCUCGUAAAAGUUUACUGACAUUUGAGGUGCUUACUGCCUCCAUCAUGAGGGUGAUGAGUCCCUUACCACCCUCAUGAUGGAGGCCGUAAGUACCUCUGAAACAUCAGCUAACUUCUACAAGAAGGCUGUCACCACCCACAGUGAGAUUGUUUGGAAGCUAAGUCUGUGUGUAGCAUCUGCUGUUGCAGCUAUCGCUGCUAGUUAUUGUUAUGUUACUUGAACUUGGUGAUGUAAUAUGUAGUAACAGUAGUAUUGUCUGAAUGCUGGUACUACUAUCCUGUGCUGUUUAUUACAUGUAAGUUUUGUGAUAGGUAAGCUGUAGCAAUUGUCACAUACUAGCUCCUGCAAAAGUAUUGUAUUGAUUAUUCUCUGUGACUGUAAGAUUGGUCAAAGUGACAUGUUCUUCAAUCCCUCCAUCUUAAUAGUAUAUCUUUCCAAUCCUUGACUGAGUUUUCUUUCUGCAGGUUUAUUGCUGUUUGUGAUUGAAGAUUUGAAGCACAUUCUCUUGUUAAUUUAUUGCAAUGGAUUUUCAGUUUAUUUUGUUUGCAAAUCACAUUGUGCUUCAUGCAAAAUUAGUGUUGUAAAUAUAUUCCAUAAUUUCAUUCUGGUCUUAAAUAAAUUGGAAAAAUUGAAGCAUACCUGUUGUUGGAUUAUGGAACCAGUUGGUUCCAGUGCUUCAUCAGCUUUGUUUGAAACGAGAAGUUUUGCAGUCACAGAGAAAUUUGUGUAAUUUGCACAUAUUUUCAACAAACCCUGCACUCUCAUAACAUAACAUUUCUUGGAGAUUAUUUCGGUUUCAGCUUAGUGAAAGUAUUUUCCGAGUUGUACAUGUCUUUGUGAAAGCUUUCAUAAUGAGCAUAGUUGUAUAGUAUUAUAACUAGACAAGGGAUAGGUUUUUGUUGAGCAAAGCAUUCACCGGCCCAUGGGCCAGACCUGCAUUUCAUCAAGUAUAUGAUAUAUUAGCAGUAUGUUGGGUAAUCAACAGUUUGUGCCAUGUCCCGCACUUUUGCUGCAGAACUGAUGGAGGUGGAAUAUAUAGUAUGGAAGUUGCCAAGAAAAUGAUUAUGGCCUAUUCGAAUGUUUCUCAACCAGUGUGCUGCAAAUUGAGUUGAACUAUGUUACAGCAUUUUGAAUUCAUAUAUGUUUUACACAUUUAACUGUAGUUCAGAAGUGUGGUAAUAUCAGUAAGAAUAUGUUUGGCCCUGUUUUGACAUCUCACUGGCCUGUGGUGCUGUUUCUUUGUUUAGUUGUUACUGCCUUAACAUGUUUCAUAUCCUUUUAUAUCUGUUAUACACUGUGCUUCUUCAGAAUAGUCAUUUUUAAAUUUAAUAUUUUGUCUGUAACUGUUGUCAUUUUAUUUCUUGUUGCUGAAAUGUUGCUAAUGUUACAUUUUUUUGGACUGUAAUGUUUGAAAGCUUUGUGUCUCUGUGGUAGAAAACCUUAAGCUGGUAUGUACAAAAUCCAAUUUUACAGGAAACCAUUUUAAAAAGUUCUGCAGCUAAUAUGUUUUCCAGCUAUCAAAUUUAAAAUUUUCACAGAUAGUACCUCUUAAAAAUCUUAAGUUCAUUGUGUUGCCUGAAGUUGAAAGUUGUUGAAUUUUAGGAGAAAAACAAACAAAAUGAAGAUAACAAGUUUUGACAGGAAUGUACAUUUUUAAAAAUACAAUAUAUAUUUUGAUAUGGUACACACACAUUGUUCAUAUUUUUUUGUUAAUUUUGUUCAGUUUGUGAGAUUUCAGGUGCUCAUGGCAGUGAGUAUGAAGAUGUCUUCUGGUAUGUUGCAUCAUGUAGUCUGGUAGAGGUUUACAAUGGGCUACUUUGGCUACUUACAGUCAUCACUCCUGCAGUUGACUCCCUUGGUGCAAUAUUGCAGGUUGAAGUACUGGGCGUUGUUUGGUGCUUUGUUACAUGGUUUAGGGAACUGACAUUGGUAUAGUUGUGAGGCUUUCUAGCAAGACCUAUUGGUUUCAGGGGAUAUUGGGUGGUGGCAAUGAUGUCUGGCAGGCAUAUGAUGUAGGAUGAUUCAUUGUGGACUGUCACCAUUAUAUUAAUGUACAGUGAUGAUGGUUGAAAUAUGACAAUUACUUUAAUGAGUCAGUGGCUCCACUACAUUUAACACUUCACAUGGACAAAUACUCCUUGAAACACUUAACCCUUCAAGUCAGUAUUUAAAUGUCCUCUAAACUAAGACUAUGGCGGUGUUUAGAUAGCCUGUCAGUGAGAAAUUUGUUAUAUAUGAAUUGUGCCCCCCCCCCCAAUUUCCACCCAGCAGUCAUGGUCAUUUCAAUAGCAAAUUGCUAACUUAUCUCCUUUAUUACUUACAAUAUAUGCUUCACUAUUCUCACUGUGAUUGUUUCCCAACCACAAGAAUCUUUUUACCAUAUCACUAAUUCAUUAUCACAAAUUAUAAUGUUUCUGUGAACAGGUUCCUGUAAAAACUUAUGUCUUACAAAUUGAAACCAAGCAAAACACUAGGAUAUGCCAUGUUGGUUACUGGUUGAUGAAGUGUCAUUGGAUAAAAGGGCGCAAAAUAAUUUAUGUGCAGUCAUGCAUAUGAACAAGCAGAUAGAAGAAAUGGGAAGUUGAAUGUUUCAGUCUCAUGGUCCAAAUAGAAUGGUAAGAAUCCAACAGAUAACACAGCAGUGAUAAUUUGCCUUGGUGCCUGCAAGCAGUGAGUACUUAAGUGGAUACCACUGAUAAAAGGCUUCUAGCUGCAAGUACACUUUUGGGCAACAGUUUACAUGAGGAAUGAUUAUACUGGUGUGCAAGAGCACAGUGAUGGCAUGAAUACUGAUGUACAAUUUGGAUAAAGCAAGUUUGUGAUUAGAUUAAUACUUUGACUGUUUGAUGUAAUGACAUCUAAAUUCUUCAAGUAGAGUGGUACCCCUCAUAACCUCGGUACAGAUGGGUGUCUUGGACACAGCAUCUCAUUGGUUAAAUUUUGAUUAGGUUGGUUGAAAGAUGACAUGAUUCGGUGUUGGGCAGAUGGAUUUCCAGAAUGUUCCCCUGGUGUAACCCCCUCCCCCCUUUCUGCAUGUUAUAAACAUGUUCUGUGUAGUUGGGACAUAGAGGUCCUAUCACCUCUAGCAUGGUUGGCACAGUUUUGUUAGAGGUAGGUCUGGUUUAUACACUAUAUUAGGAUAAUGCCAACAAGUGGAUGGCUGGGCAUGUACAGAACUCGUAGACACACACCACAUCUGUGCUUAUUACUCUGACAUGCCAGUGACUCUCAGAAUUCAAACUUGUGAGCCUUGCAAGGUGAUUGUUAUAUGUUAUAAGUUUACUGAUGUUUCAGAGGUGUUUGCCUCCAUCAUCAGGGCAAAUGAGAUGGAGGCAACAAGCCCCUUUGAAACAUUGGUACACUAGACCACAUGGUGCAGCGUCCCAGAAGACUCAUCUUUUGUUCAAUCUGUUGUGUAAGCACACAAGUUUUAGUGUCUCAGACUAAGUGAUUAAAAUCAGUCCUCCCAUGAACACAAGAUAAUUCAUGGUUUGCUUUUCAAUUACACAUAUUUCAACAAAAGGAGUGCUUAUUUCAUCAUGAUGCUUCUUUGUAAAAUACAUCGGCAAUCACAAAUUCAUACAUUCACCUUCUACAGUAUAACAACUGCAUCUGUUUGUCAUAAAAUUAACACUGGAUAAAGUGAUUAUAUUCAGUAGUGUAAGUGGCAAAUAAUGGUGGGAUGAUGUUUGAACCAUACUGCCUGCACUGUACUAUGCCUCUUCUGUGUCAAUAUCAUCCUGCAUAUGUGAACUCACUUAGGUCAAAAUUUGAAAGAAUGCAUGCUAUAUAAUACAUCAGAUAAAGGCAGAUGGCUCAAUAGGUAUCUCUUCUUAGGACAUACAGGAACUGACAUAAAGCAGGUUGCAGGGAUUUCUACCAUUGAUUUGGAGUGUGUGGAAUGGUUCAUUCUCUACUAUGCUAUACUUGAAACACAAAACAAAUGCUUUUUCCUAUCUCAUCCAGUUUAUCUGGAUCCAACCAUACUUUUGCCUUGCACAGUCUAUAUUCUUGUAACAGUAGCCAACAUCAUUCUUGCAGUCUCUGAUAGUUUCAUUCAUGGUCCACAGCUGUCAAUGUCAGGUCUGGAGUUUGUUAGACACUCACUGUAUAUGUUAUAAUUUAUAUCCUUUCUAAAACACUUCACAAUGUAUUUUUCAGGAAACUGGUUUUCUGUUUCACUUACAUUCUUGGCAUACAGAUAAUACAUUUUCUUCAUAUUUAGAUUUGAGGGAGGUACAUUAUCUUUAUGUGAUGUCUUGAGUAAUGACUGAAAUGCUUUGGAAAGCUUUCAGCGUGUUGUUUAAUACCAGCCCUUUCUCCACAAGUUUCAAAGGACAAUCAUAUUUGCUUCUGACAUCCUGUGGAAUUACUCUGCAGUUGACACUUUUGUUUUUGGAGAUGAUUGUCACUUUGAUUUGUCUUUACUAUGAACUUGCUUUGUAGACACACUGUCAGAAAGUAUUAUUUCACACUCACAAACUUGUCCUGAGCUACUUCUGAACCUGUACCAUAGGUCUUAUAUUUCUUUUUGAAAAUUUUCAUUGUAUGUAUGUUCAUUUCCUAUGAUAAACAGUCUUCCACGGACACAAACUCCUUUGUUGAUUUUAAGAUUCCCUUACGUUUCAUAUGUAAAUCCUGGUACUUUUUCUUCUGUUUCAUCACACUUUGUGCUGUUCUUGUAUUUGAUACUGCUUGGACUUAACACCUUCAGAUGUUUGCUAUUUAUGAUUUGCAUUCUUUUCUAAUUCUUUGUUGAACUCCUUAACUCAUUACAAUGACUAUUUCCCUAAUAACAGUGAAACACAUUUAAGACAAGUAAGAAACAGGAACUUGGGAAGGUAAAAUCAGUAAAAUGGAGGAGACAUUUUGGCCAGCACAUCAACAUUAUGUAAACACAAACUGAUAUUUAGCGUAAGUUUUGAGAGAUGCUAAAGUAUGUGUUUAAGAAUCUGUCAAAACAUGGUACAUAGCGGGACAAACUUUACUUAAACAUUCUAUCACCAGCAGUCUAUUGACAGUUAUCUGCAGCUUGAAGUGAUCUGUCAAUGAAAGUUAUGAGGGUGCAGUUCCACUUUUCUUGUAUCCACUCAUUUACCCUCUUAAUAGAUUAUAAGAACCCACAAAACAUUUUUUCUAAACUUUCCAACAUUGCAUGACACCGUGAAUUUCUAUUUUUUCACAACAUAUUGAUUGUUGUUACUCCAUUUUUUCUUUUCUUUGAAAAUGGUACAAAAGUGAAAGAAGAGAUAUACUUUGAAACUCCAUUUGUGGAGAAAUAAAAAGUUGUCUUUGUUUUCAUAUAUUAAAAAGUAAGAAAGUAAUAAUGAUAAAAUAUAAUAAUAAUAACUGUAGUUUUGCCAUAUAGUAAAGCUACACACUAUGUUAUGGACACAAUUUGUUACAUAAGUUUAGAAAAUGUUUUUACACAAAAUGGAGGUUUCUGAGCAAUGGAAACUUUGCAGUUUGUGUAACUGUUUCUCCUCUCUUACUCUUUAAUAACUGUCAGUCAUUUUUUUGAUGGUGCAGGACAUUUUGUGUGUAAACGUGCAGCUGCUAUCAUUUCUGUAAUUUAAACCUCCCAGUAUUUUUGUACCAAACAUCACAAGUUUUUUAAAGUGAUGUCCAUGAUGAAUUUUGUUUACACAAAUUCUCUUCUCUUUGAUAUGUGUUGAUUGUAACCAUUUACUUGUUAUACUUAAUUGUUUUUCAUAGGCAUAUUUUUUUAUCUGUUAUAGUUUUCUAAUCUCUCCUCAGAGAACCACUUUAUGGUUUUUGUGCAAGCAUCAAGCUCUAAUGAAAAAAAUUAAGAUGGCAACUUUU
Molecule: messenger RNA, 11144 nt
Organism: Zootermopsis nevadensis
Lineage: Eukaryota; Metazoa; Arthropoda; Insecta; Blattodea; Termopsidae
Source: RefSeq, a predicted model, not a curated record